AUGUUUCCUUCCAUUCAAAUGCACAACACUGAUUGCCACUGCAUCAGGUGCAAUAAUAAUGAUCAAGGAGUUUCCCGAGUAUCGAGAUGUACUGCUCAGCAUCAUAAUAAAAGAGCUAGAUUUGAAGCUGAAAAGAGAAGCAUGGAAGUAGAUACUGAAAUAAUCCCAAUGUAUCAAUCCGAUUCUGUGGAAGCAAUGGACGGUCAGACUAACUCACCUAUUUUGGAUGCCGUCUCAACGUUUGACAAUGACGUCUUUGUUGGUAAUGACUACAAUGGUGAUGAGUCUGACACGACUGAUGACAAUGACAGUAAUGAAAAUGGCGAAGAAGACACUGCCGAGAUUUAUGUUGAAGAGUUUAACAAUGAGGACCCUUUUACUGCUUCUGGUAUGCCCGAGAAUCCAGUGCACAGAUUUAUUGCUACUUUUACAGUACUGUUUGCAUCUUGUUACGUGGUCAAUAAGGGUUCUGUUGUCUUGAUUGAGUUCAUCAACGAGCUCUUGAAGAUUUAUGGACAAGAUUUCCAACUUCCCAAAAGUCUGGCUGGAAUAUAUAAAAUGACUGGCUUUUCAUCUAUCACCAAAGACAUCAAGCGAUUUGUGUCAUGUCCAAACUGCCAUUGCAUCUAUGAAGAAAACAUGUCUGUACCUCCCCAUUGUGUUUUCACAAAUGUUGGUGCACGCUCUCCUUGUGAUUGUAAGUUGAUGAAAGAGUCAACUUCAGGUGCACUGGUAUCAAAGCAAGCAUACUUGUACCAGUCCCUCAAGCAAGCUUUGUCUGUUCUUUUCCUUCGUCCUGGUUUUGAAGAGCAAAUCCGUCACUGGAACACAGAGCUUAAGAUUGUUGAUACUAUGUGCGACAUAUACGAUGGAGCAAUGUGGAAAGAGCUGAAGGAUGCAAGUGGUGUCUCGUUUGUUGCUUGUCCUCGCUCAUUGAUGUUGACACUCAAUAUAGACUGGUUCCAGCCAUUCGAUGGAGUUAGUUACUCUUCUGGUGCAAUUUACUUAGUUGUACGGUUCAAGCCUGAGAACACAAUUCUGGUUGGUUUGAUGCCUGGUCCCAAGGAGCCAAGAUGCGAGGAGAUAAAUAACUAUCUCAAGCUCAUGGUAGACAAGAUGAAACAGUUGUAUGUUGGAAUAUUGCCCAACACAAAUCAGGUGGACUUCAGUGGAUUCGAUUAUUUGCUUUGGAAUAUUUGUAGCAGUGUAGAGAACAGGUUGCAUGCUGAGGAGUGGAAGAGUGCGAGUACACCCUCAGAAAGGCACCAGCUGGAGGUCGAAUAUGGUGUUCGAUGGUCGCAGUUGCAACGCCUUGGAUACUUCGAUCUAGUACGUGGAACAAUCAUUGAUCUCAUGCAUAAUUUAUUCCUGGAGACGCCAAAGAGAAUGAUGGACUGGUGGGUCGAUAAGAAAACGAUUGGAGCCAAAGAGUUUGCUGCCAUGGAAAAAAUCGCAGAGACAAUGGUCCUUCUGAGGGAUUAUACAAAACUGACAUCGAAGACUGGAAAAGGCUUUCCUUAUAUGAAAGCCGAUGACUGGAAAUCCUGGGUACUGGUGUAUUCUCCUGUUCUGCUGCAUGGUGUUCUACCAUUUGAAAUAAUCACAUUUGAUGAAGUGAACAGCACCCACGACUAUCUGGAAAUGUUUUGCAAAAAGGCUACCAAACUCUACACUCCCACCAUCCUCACCUGCAACAUGCACCUGCACCUCCACCUUCGCGAGACCAUUCGUGUUUUUGGACCCAUGUACGGUUGCUGGCUCUUUGGGUUUGAGAGAUACAAUGGCCUGUUGAAGCAUAUAAAGACAAACGGAAAAGAUAGUUUUGAGGCAACAUAUAUGAGAAGUUUUCUUCAAAACGCAUUCAAGGGUGACUAUGCCAAUGCUGUUCUGAAAACAUCGUCCAACCCACAUUUUCCUCCAAAGGGUAACGAACCUCUCCCUCCUUCGACUUUCCCUCUUCAGCUAAAAAAAUCAUUACUGAUGGAUGAAACCGACUGUGCCCAUCUGCUUCAGCACUACAAAACAUCCUAUGAUCUUCCCAACCUUGUCAGUUACCAAUAUGCCACGCUCACAAACUCCUUUGUUGACAAUGAAAUCACAAAGUUGAAAUUCAUUGACUUACUUGGUCAACAGUACUGUGGUAAAAACGGUUCGGCUAGUUGUGGUUCUCUUGUCCACGUAAUGUUUGUUGGUAGUGACAGUACAAAUACCCUAGCCUAUGCUGAACAAAUACAGUAUCUCUUCACACACUCCUUUACACACCCUUCUUACAGCAAUCUCUACCUGACUCGCAUGGUUCAUGAUCAUUGA
Messenger RNA from Phycomyces blakesleeanus NRRL 1555(-), 2310 nucleotides. RefSeq lists its product as hypothetical. Bases 1 to 2310 code for a protein of 769 amino acids. The record is from RefSeq and is a predicted model, not a curated record. The transcript is spliced from 8 exons. NCBI's taxonomy places the organism in Eukaryota, Fungi, Mucoromycota, Mucoromycetes, Mucorales, Phycomycetaceae.